AUGUUUAAGUUAGUAAGUCAUAAUGUCAACAUUAUACUGGAUAAGUUAGAGAGUAAAAGUCAUGUCAAAAUCGUACUGGAUAAGUUAGAGAGUAAAAGUCACAAUGUCAACAUUAUAUUGGAUAAGUUAGAGAGUAAAAGUCUUGUCAAAAUUGUACUGGAUAAAUUAGAGAGUAAAAGUCACAAUGUCAACAUUAUAUUGGAUAAGUUAGAGAGUAAAAGUCUUGUCAAAAUUGUACUGGAUAAGUUAGAGAGUAAAAGUUGUGAUGUCAUCAUUGUACUGGAUAAGUUACAGAGUAAAAGUCAUAAUGUCAACAUUAUACUGGAUAAGUUAGAGAGUAAAAGUCGUGAUGUCAACAUUGUACUGGAUAAUUUAGAGAGUAAAAGUCGUGAUGUCAACAUUGUACUGGAUAAGUUAGAGAGUAAAAGUCGUGAUGUCAACAUUGUACUGGAUAAUUUAGAGAAGAGUAAAAGUCAUGAUGUCAACAUUGUACUGGAUAAGUUAGAGAGUAAAAGUCAUGAUGUCAACAUUGUACUGGGUAAGUUUGAGGGUAAAUGUCGGGAUGUCAACAUUGUACUGGAUAAGUUAGAGAGUAAAAGUCGUGAUGUCAACAUUGUACUGGAUAAUUUAGAGAGUAAAAGUUGUGAUGUCAACAUUGUACUGGGUAAGUUUGAGGGUAAACGUCGGGAUGUCAACAUUGUAUUGGAUAAGUUAGAGAGUAAAAGUCAUGAUGUCAACAUUGUACUGGAUAAGUUAGAGAGUAAAAGUCAUGAUGUCAACAUUGUACUGGGUAAGUUUGAGGGUAAACGUCGGGAUGUCCACAUUGUACUGGAUAAGUUAGAGAGUAAAAGUCAUGAUGUCAACAUUGUACUGGAUAAGUUAGAGAGUAAAAGUCAGGAUGUCAACAUUGUACUGGGUAAGUUUGAGGGUAAACGUCGGGAUGUCAACAUUGUACUGGAUAAGUUAGAGAGUAAAAGUCAUGAUGUCAACAUUGUACUGGAUAAGUUUGAGGGUAAACGUCGGGAUGUCAACAUUGUACUGGAUAAGUUAGAGAGUAAAAGUCAUGAUGUCAACAUUGUACUGGAUAAGUUAGAGAGUAAAAGUCAUGAUGUCAACAUUGUACUGGGUAAGUUUGAGGGUAAACGUCGGGAUGUCAACAUUGUACUGGAUAAGGGCACAAAGUGUAGGAGCCUUCAUUGUAACAAGUAA
This is a messenger RNA of Ostrea edulis (European flat oyster), 1209 nucleotides long. RefSeq lists its product as uncharacterized. The record is from RefSeq and is a predicted model, not a curated record. The coding region runs from base 1 to 1209 and encodes 402 amino acids. The transcript has 2 exons. Lineage: Eukaryota; Metazoa; Mollusca; Bivalvia; Ostreida; Ostreidae.